AUGACGACGCAGACGCUUCCCGCCGACUCCGCCAACGGCUAUGACUACCUGAUCGUUGGUGGAGGAACGGCCGGCUGUGUGGUUGCGAGCCGACUAUCCGCCUAUCUACCAAAGAAACGUAUCCUGCUUAUCGAAGGCGGGCCUAGUGAUGUCGGGGACAACCGUGUCUUGAUCUUGAAAGAUCGUAUUCAGACCAUCGGCACAGACCUUGACUAUGGCUAUACAAGCGUGCCUCAGCCAAAUGGCAAUAGUCACAUCCUCCAUUCGCGUGCCAAGGUGCUGGGAGGGUGCUCCAGCCACAACGACAUGAUUUCGUUCCGAACGACCGAGUACGACGCAUUUCUCUGGCAGAAGCUGGGGUGCAAAGGCUGGACCUUUGAUCUUUUCAAUCGCCUUCUGGACAAGUUGCGGACUACCGUACGGCUCCCUCACCCCCGAGAUCAGAACAAGAUGUGCAACGAUUGGAUCGAGUCUGCGAGGGCUGCCUUGGGUGUCGACAAGGUUCAGGACUUUAACCACAUGAUAUCGUCAAAAGCUGGUCUCCAGGAAGGCGUCGGGUGGUGCAAUGUCUCUUAUGAUCCGGAUACGGGCCAUCGCAACAGCGCCAGCAUUGCGUACUUGCAUCCAACCUUUCGAGGGGACGAGAAGCGUCCGGGUUUGACGGUGCUUACUGACGCUUGGGUUUCAAAAGUCCACCUUGAGGGAGAUACCGCAACUGGCAUUGAUGUGGCUCUCAAGUCGGGAGAGAUGCAUACUUUGCGCGCCAGACAAGAAAUCAUUCUCUGUGCUGGUGCCAUAGAUACUCCCCGGCUACUCCUACUAUCAGGAAUCGGACCCCGGGAACACCUGGAAUCAGUCGGCAUUCAGGUCACCAGCGACAUCUCUGGGGUUGGAGAGAACCUGAUGGAUCACCCUCUGACAACAAUGCUUUACGAGCUGAACCGUACGCCUCCCCAAAACACCGUCGCAAAUUCGGACACGGCCCUGUUCUUGCGUUCCAAACCCUUCAACCACAACGGAGACGACGGGCAUAUCCCCGAUGUCAUGGUCCAUAUCUUCACCAUCCCCUUUGUUGACGACCUUCAGCGCCUUGGGUACGAGAUUCCAGAGCCAGAGCGUUGCUUCCAUUUUAUGCCCCUGAUUCCUCGCCCCAAAUCAGUAGGACGACUUUAUCUCAAGUCCAACAAUCCACACAAGAAGCCAGCUCUUGAUUUCCAAUACUUCACCGACAAGGACGGCUACGAUUCUUCCAUUCUCGUCGACGGCAUAAAAGCAUGCCGAAAGAUAGCGGAGCAAGAGCCUUUCAAGUCCUGGAUCAAGCGCGAGAUCGCACCGGGGCCAGAUCUCACCACAGAUACACAACUAGACGAGUUUGCUCGUCGGGCCUCGGGAACCGUAUACCACCCUGCAUGCACAACAAAGAUGGGUGACAUCGAGACAGACCCCAUGGCCGUGGUGGACACAGAGCUGAGAGUGCGCGGGAUAAAGGGACUGAGGGUUGCUGAUGCGGGUGUUUUCCCAACUAUGCUUUCUGUAAACCCAAUGCUGACGGUGCUUGCCGUCGGCGAGCGUUGUGCUGAGCUCGUUGCACUUGACGCGGGCUGGAAGGAGAAUAUGCCAAAGCUAUAG
This is a messenger RNA of Fusarium keratoplasticum, 1629 nucleotides long. Its product is annotated as GMC-OxRdtase-N domain-containing protein. Lineage: Eukaryota; Fungi; Ascomycota; Sordariomycetes; Hypocreales; Nectriaceae. The transcript is spliced from 2 exons. The record is from RefSeq and is a predicted model, not a curated record. Bases 1 to 1629 code for a protein of 542 amino acids. Gene Ontology annotation, molecular function: oxidoreductase activity, acting on CH-OH group of donors; flavin adenine dinucleotide binding.